Molecule: messenger RNA, 388 nt
Organism: Argentina anserina (silverweed cinquefoil)
Lineage: Eukaryota; Viridiplantae; Streptophyta; Magnoliopsida; Rosales; Rosaceae
Product: protein CURVATURE THYLAKOID 1C, chloroplastic
Exons: 4
Coding region: 59-388 (109 amino acids)
Cellular component (GO): thylakoid; chloroplast thylakoid membrane
Source: RefSeq, a predicted model, not a curated record
CUCACUACUAUCUUUGUUCUUCUCCGACUAAACAAGAUUCUCCGAACUUUCGAACUACAUGGCUUCUAUUCUUGCAAGCUUACCUUCUCCGUUCUUGGCCCAUGCUACUUCUAAUACCUUACUGACUGCUCUGCCAAAGCUACCAGUGUGUCCCAUUAGAGAGCGACAGAAUCGUGUUGCUGUUGUGGUCAGGGCUACUAGGGAAAGCUCCGAAUCCUCCAGUUCACUCAGUAUAGUUGAGUCUGUUCAGAAUGCUUGGGGUAAUUCUGAAGAUCGGAUAGGUCUCGUUGGUUUGGGAUUUGCAGCUGUUGUAGGUCUUUGGGCAUCAGCAAAUCGGGUCAUGGCAAUUGAUAAGGUGCCACUUCUCCCAACUGUGCUAGAACUCUAG